This is a messenger RNA of Suncus etruscus (white-toothed pygmy shrew), 3894 nucleotides long. RefSeq names its product BRCA1 interacting helicase 1 (gene BRIP1). Gene Ontology annotation, biological process: nucleotide-excision repair; double-strand break repair involved in meiotic recombination. Gene Ontology annotation, molecular function: DNA binding; hydrolase activity, acting on acid anhydrides, in phosphorus-containing anhydrides; ATP binding. Lineage: Eukaryota; Metazoa; Chordata; Mammalia; Eulipotyphla; Soricidae. Gene Ontology annotation, cellular component: nucleus. The record is from RefSeq and is a predicted model, not a curated record.
AUGUCUUCAGUAAGAUCUGAAUAUACAAUUGGUGGGGUGAAGAUUAAUUUUCCUUGUAAAGCAUAUCCAUCACAGCUUGCUAUGAUGAAUUCUAUCGUCAGAGGAUUAAACAGUAAACAACAUUGUUUGUUGGAGAGCCCCACAGGAAGUGGGAAAAGCUUAGCUUUACUUUGUUCUGCUUUAGCAUGGCAACAGUCUUUAAGUGAGAAGCCAGUUGAUGAAGGAUCAAGUAAGAAAGCUGAAGUGCCAUUGUCUUGUUGUUGUACAUGCCAUUCAAAGAAAUUUUCAAACAAUGAUGUGAACCAAGGAACUUCACAUCAUUUUAACAUCCCUAGUACGCCACCUUCUGAAAGAAUCGACACAUCAGCUUGUCAAGACUCGCCCAAAAGAACUUCACUGGCUGCAAAGUUGUCUGCCAAGAAACAAGCUUCUGCUUAUAGAGAUGAAAAUGAUGAUUUUCAAGUAGAGAAAAAAAGAAUUCGUACCUUGGAAACCACACAGGAGAUUAGAAAGCGGCACUCUGUUAAAAAGGAGGUACACCUCUCAGAUACAAAAGUUGCUUCAGGGAAUAUCACAAACCCCAGUUCUCCAUUAGGAAAGACAAACUCCGUUCCUUCACAGAAUCACUCUGUAAUGAAAUCUGCUGUUACUGGCAACCUGAGAGGGGAAUGUAACAAUUCCAGCAUGGCUGUAACUUCAUCUGCUUUGACCGACUGUUUAUUUGGCACAUCAGUGAACCUUUUAUCCCAUCCUGACAUUAGUUCUCUUUUCUUUUCUUUGUUACAGCCUUCUGGUAUCUGUUCUAGCUGCCAUUGUUCUACUAAACAAGGAAACAGUCAAGAUUCUUCAGAUACCAUUAAAAAGGACCAAGGGGGGAAAUCCAAGAUACCCAAAAUAUAUUUUGGGACUCGCACGCACAAGCAGAUUGCUCAGAUUACUAGGGAGCUCCGGAAGACAGCAUACUCAGGGGUCCCAAUGACUAUUCUUUCCAGCAGAGAUCAUACCUGUAUUCACCCUGAAGUAGUAGGUAACUUUAACAGAAAUGAAAAGUGUAUGGAAUUUCUGGAUGGAAAAAAUGGCAAAUCCUGCUAUCUUUAUCAUGGAAUUCAUAAAAUUAGUGAUCAGUACACAUUACAGAAUCUCCAUGGGAUGCAUAAGGCAUGGGAUAUAGAAGAACUCGUCAGCUUAGGAAAAAAAUUAAAAGCAUGCCCAUAUUACACAGCACGAGAACUAACAGAAACUGCUGAUAUAAUUUUUUGUCCAUACAACUAUCUUCUUGAUGCACAGAUAAGGGAAACUAUGGAUAUCAAUCUGAAAGAACAGGUUGUCAUUUUAGAUGAAGCCCAUAACAUUGAGGAGUGUGCUCGCGAGUCAGCAAGUUUCACUAUAACAGAAGUUCAGCUUCGGUUUGCUCGAGAUGAACUGGAAGUAAUGGUCAACAAUAAUAUAAGGAAAAAAGACCAUGGACCCUUACAAGCUGUGUGCUAUAGCCUCAUUAAUUGGUUAGAAGCAAAUUCUGAACAUCUUGUAGAAAGGGAUUAUGAGUCAUCCUGUAAAAUAUGGAGUGGAAGUGAAAUGCUCUUAUAUUUUCACAAAAUGGGCAUUACCACUGCUACCUUUCCCAUUUUGCAGGGACAUUUUUCUGCUGUACUUCAAAAAGAAGAAAAAAUCUUUCCAAUUUAUGGUAAAGAAGAGUCAAGAGAAGUUCCAAUUAUUAGUGCUUCUACUCAGAUAAUGCUCAAAGGACUCUUCAUGGUGCUCGAUUAUCUCUUUAGGCAAAAUAGCAGAUUUGCAGAUGAUUAUAAAGUUGCUAUUCAACAAACUUACUGUUGGACAAACCAGUAUGAUACUUCAGAUAAAAAUGGGUUUUUCGUUGUACCAAAAAAUAAAAAACGUUCACGACAGAAAACUGCAGUUCAUGUGUUAAACUUCUGGUGCUUAAAUCCAGCUGUGGCCUUUUCAGAUAUUAAUGGAAAAGUUCGGACAAUUGUUUUAACAUCUGGCACGUUAUCACCAAUGAAAUCCUUCUCUUCAGAACUUGGUGUUACAUUUACUAUCCAACUGGAAGCUAAUCAUGUCAUUAAUGACUCACAGGUUUGGGUUGGCACCAUUGGGACAGGCCCUAAGGGUCGGAAUCUCUGUGCUACCUUCAAACACACGGAAACCUUUGAGUUCCAAGAUGAAGUGGGAGCACUUCUGUUAUCUGUUUGCCAGACUGUGAGCCAAGGAAUUUUGUGUUUCUUGCCAUCUUACAAGUUAUUAGAAAAAUUAAAAGACCGUUGGUUCUACACUGGUUUAUGGCAUAAUCUGGAAUUGGUGAAGACAGUCAUUGUUGAACCACAAGGAGGAGAGAAAACAGAUUUUGAUGAAUUACUGCAGGUAUACUAUGAUGCAAUCAAGUAUAAAGGAGGGAAAGAUGGAGCCCUCUUGAUAGCAGUUUGUCGUGGUAAAGUGAGCGAGGGUCUGGAUUUCUCAGAUGACAAUGCCCGUGCUGUCAUAACGAUAGGAAUUCCUUUCCCAAAUGUGAAAGAUUUACAGGUUGAGCUGAAGCGACAGUAUAAUGAUCAGCAUUCAAAAUCAAGAGGUCUUUUACCUGGCCGUCACUGGUAUGAAAUUCAAGCGUAUAGGGCCUUGAACCAGGCCCUGGGUAGAUGCAUUCGACACAAAAAUGACUGGGGAGCUCUUAUUCUAGUGGAUGACCGCUUCAGGAGUAACCCAGAUCGCUAUAUAUCUGGACUUUCUAAAUGGGUAAGGCAGCAGAUUCAUCACUAUUCAACCUUUGACAGUGCACUACAUUCCUUGGCUAAAUUUUCCAAAAAGCACCAAAAGAUCAUUGAUGUAUCCAAAGAAGACAGUGAGUCUACAUUUGAAGCGGCCUGUUUAAAGGACAGUACCUCAACUUGUUUAUUAGAAGCAGAAUGUCAUUUGUCAUUAGAAAACCCAAAGGAAAAUGAAACAAAAAUGUGUGUCCAAGAACUGCAUUGUCCUACCAUGGGAAGUCUGUCACCACCAAGUGGCAUCAACUCUAGAGAGGAAAAAAAUGAUCCAGACUUAGUGGAAGAGUCUACCCUAGCAAUGAAAGCAGAAAAAAUUGUGAUUUCCCGAUCCACAAGCCCAACAUUUGAGAAAGGAUUAAAAAGAUUCAAAUGGACUAAGUUUAAUUCUUCAGGACCAUAUUUUACUGGUAAAAUUCUUUCUACAACAUCUACAGCAUCAGGGGAUUUUACUUUUCCUUCCGAAAUAGAAAAGGGAUGUGAAACUGUUUUAUCUGUCACUGAUAAAUGUGAAUCCUCAGCUCUGACAGAAAACACAUCCUUUGAACCAUGUUCUCAACCAGAAACCAUUCCAUUAAUAAAAACUGAUGCUUCUCUUCCCAAAGAGAAUCAUUCUGGUCAACAGCUCUGCAGUGAAGAAGUCCUGAAUGCUGGCAUUGAAUUGCCUCUAGUACAUGAAGAAGACUCUCUUUCCACUUCCAGGGGAUCUUUUGACUCUAACGCAGAAGAUGAAUCUAUCUAUUUUACACCUGAACUUUAUGAUCCUAUCGAUACAAAUGAAGAAAAAAAUGAACUCAUUGGAACUGACAAUGACGAAAAAUCACCAAAUAAUUCAAAUUGUAUUUUGGUUGAAGAUCUCUUUGAUGAGGAAGAAAGGGAAUUCAGAGAAGUUAAAGCUGAGGAAUGCACAAACAGAAGAUUGAAGAGUGUGGUGCAUAGUAAGGAUAUUAAAAUGAAUGACAUUGUUAGUAAUGUAAAAGCAACACAAUUAGAACUAAGAAAAACCUAUGAGAUUGAAUAUCAAAAACUUUUGAAGAAAUCUUCCAAAAAUAGGGGCCGGAGCAAUACUUUCAGUGCAAGUAUGACUGAGAAGAAUAUUACUUAUGUUCCAAAUGACUAA